This is a messenger RNA of Aureococcus anophagefferens, 1330 nucleotides long. RefSeq lists its product as hypothetical. NCBI's taxonomy places the organism in Eukaryota, Pelagophyceae, Pelagomonadales, Pelagomonadaceae. The transcript is spliced from 2 exons. The annotation marks the transcript as partial. Gene Ontology annotation, cellular component: PAS complex; endosome membrane. The record is from RefSeq and is a predicted model, not a curated record. Gene Ontology annotation, biological process: phosphatidylinositol biosynthetic process; positive regulation of kinase activity.
CUCAGUGCCAGAUAUCAAUAUGCUCGAUUGGCUGCCCGACUUUUUGGACGGCCUAUUUAAUAUGCUUUCUGAUUCGAACAGAGAGAUUCGCCAAGCUGCAGACUCUGCCAUUGCUGGUUUCCUAAAUGAAAUUAAAAAAUCACCAGUCGUGGAAUUUGGUCCCAUGGUUGGUAUCUUAGUUAAUCAAUGUCACAACAAAGAACGUUUUAACCGUCUCACGGCCAUUACCUGGGUGAAGGAAUUUAUUAAACUGGGGGGGGAUCGCCUGUUGCUCUUUUAUUCUGAGCUACUGGGCUCCAUCAUGUACUGCAUCUCGGACAGUGAUCUUGAAAUCCGCCAAGUUGCUGGCUAUACAAAUGUUGAAUUGCUCGAUCUUGUGAAACAAACUGCAAAUGAGUUUGAGCUCUCCCCACUCCUCCAAACCCUGACAUCGGAGCUAGGAUCACAUUAUAUACCAACCCGCAUGGCAGCACUUCGAUGGAUCAAUAUGCUCCUCGAAAAGGUAGCUGGGGAGAUGAACAAAUUCAUAUCCGAGCUGUUGCCAGCACUUCUUAGCACUCUAUCUGACGAGGCUGACGAAGUCGUCUUGACAAACCUCGAGGUAUUUUUAAGUUUUUUCACUCAGGUACUUGCUCGUAUUUCUCUCUUAAGUGAUGCGGAAUUCAAACGAGUGUUGGACGCAAUACUUCAGCUUUUUUCUGAGGACCGUCGCCUUCUUGAGCUACGAGGAUCGUUGAUUAUCCGAAAUCUAUGCGUUUUACUGAAUGCAAAGUCCAUAUAUAUAUCACUUGCUACCAUACUGCAAAGCCCAGUGCAUGACUACGUAGCCGGAAGCGAGAAUCUUGCCCUGGUUGAUGUCCCCGCUAUUCCAACCAUCAGACUCUCCGAAGACCAAUUAGACUUCCGCUCAAUCAUGGUUCAAACCUUAAAUCUGAUACUCCUCACUGCUCGUGAGUUAGAUGAACUGCGGUUGUUACUUCGGUCCAGUCUAGAAUCUGGAGCAUCGAAGGAAGCGACUGCUGUGUUCGUGACUCUGUUUGGUUGCUGGUGCCACAAUCCUGUAGCCACGCUUGCGCUUUGUCUCAUCGCGCAAGCCUAUGAGCUAUCAUCAGCAUUAGUCACGCUCUUUGCCAAUGUCGACAUCACAGUCGGCUUUUUGAUGCAGGUUGACAAAUUGGUGCAGCUAUUGGAAAGUCCUGUGUUCAUCCAGCUCCGACUGCAACUUCUCGAAGUGCACACCUCCUACCAUCCAUUCUUGCUCAAGAGCUUGUAUGGACUUCUGAUGCUGUUACCCCAAUCCGCUGCGUUUACUAUUCUGAGUAAUCGCCUG